Messenger RNA from Pseudophryne corroboree (corroboree frog), 2151 nucleotides. Its product is annotated as regulator of G-protein signaling 9-binding protein-like. The transcript has 3 exons. The record is from RefSeq and is a predicted model, not a curated record. NCBI's taxonomy places the organism in Eukaryota, Metazoa, Chordata, Amphibia, Anura, Myobatrachidae. Gene Ontology annotation, biological process: G protein-coupled receptor signaling pathway. Gene Ontology annotation, cellular component: neuron projection. Bases 315 to 1109 code for a protein of 264 amino acids.
GAUGUGCAUGGAGUAGCAGGGAAGAGGGAGCUGCAGCUAGAGGCGGGAUCCUCUGCUAGGAGCUGUGUAUUUUCCCACAGUGGGAAAUGGACAAGCUCCCUCUGGGAAUCCGGCUCCAUGAGACUUUAAUCAGCAGAGCAGCUGCUUCCUGCCAUUAUCCUAUUAAACACGCAGGUAGUGCUUCACACAAAGGGAUUCUGCUCCUCACCUCUAAGUAAGCUGCGGCCCAAGAAGAGAUGUGACAGGCGGCACUGCAAUCUGAGGAACUCAGAAGGGGGCAGGUGCCCCCAUUUCAGAAUAAAAACAGCUUAAGCAUGUCAGCCCAUGAAGGUGCCAGCUCGGCACCCACUCACUUGCACCCCAUCAGUAGAACGUUAACGCUGCGGGGAAGACGUGGGCACACAGCAGAGAGUAGCAGUCAAGGGACAGUGGCAGGGUGCAAGAAGGUGCAUAGCUCCCUGAAUAAGGUGACCGCCUGUUAUCGGCAGCUGGUGAUGUGUGUUGGUGGAACAUCAGACUGUAGUCGGCUGCGAGAGGAACUGGAGGAGAGCAGGAAGAAAGCCUUUGAUCUGAGCACAGAUCUGAUGAACACAUUGAUGGUCUUGCUGAUGGAGCAAGAAGUGACUCAGGAGGAGAGAGUGGAGUUGGAACGUACAUGGGUUCUCUUCCUCUCCACUCUAGAGAUUUUCCAGCAGGAUCUGUGUAAAGCACACCACCUUUGCCAGCUCUUUCCGCUGCAUGCCCGACGCAAGAGACUAGUCAAUACUGGAGUUAUAGGCAAAACUUCAGAAGUUGCCUACAGGGCCCGCAACAUCAAGUCACCCAGCAGCAGAUUACGGGAGAAUCCACAGCGAGCUGAGAGACCCUGUUCCCCAGACCUGGCUGAUCAAAUAGAACAUGUGGAAAGGAUGCUGCAUGAUAUGCAGAUGAAAGUCAGCAUUCCUAUAUGGACAGUUGAGGCCACCGAAGAGGCUUGGGCAGAGGUUAGCUCCACCUGUGACCUCGAUGAGGGCUCAGACAAUGAGAUUUUAGCAGGUGAAGAUAUUUCUAGUAGGGGCUGUUGUGCUCAAAGGCAAUCACUUGCUCGCCCUCUGUGUAUGGUUUCAUAACAAACUUGUACCGCUGAAUUCUCAAACAGCUGAAUAUUACAGCUCAGAAGCAAGUGGUGAGUAAGCAAGCUGUGGUCUCAGUCCAAAGAAAAAUCCGCUUAAUAGAAGAGAGCCGGAACCGGGGAGAAAACACUUGGUACGGGAUCUGAUCUUGGAACCAACUGUUUGUGGAGCAUAAUUUACCAGAAAAUAAUAUAAACAGCUUAGUAUAGUUACACGUUUCCCAACUGUUGUGCUGGCUCAUCAGUGACCACCUUUCAUUUACCCUAAGGUAUACAAACCCUUUGGCACUCAACCACCUAUUUCAAGGAAUGUAUCAGGAAGUAAGUCCCUAGACUGAUUUUAUUAAGAAACAGCUAGUGUCAAAUGAUGGCUCUCAUUGUUUUUAUAGGACAAGGCAGAAGAACUGUAAAGGAGGAUUCCUCUGGGUGAAAACACAAACAACAUUUCAAUGGACAUUAAAUGUUAAUGUAUGCACCAGUGUGUUAGUGCUUAAUGACCACUAUAUUGAACUUACUUUCUUUUCAAUUAAGAAAAUAGCGUGAGUUGAGCAAUCUAAUCUAUUUUGAGGCAGGCAUGUCCUUCUCAGGGUGCAUGCAAAAUUAAGCACUUACUGGAAGAUGAUUUUCUCUUUCCCUGUUAAUUAUCCACUCCUACUUUGAAGAAGAGAAAGACAAUGUGGCCGUUCCACAAAGAAUCAGUUUAAAUUAGGCAGGUAAUUUCCUCAGUUUGCAGUAAAAUAAAAUCGUUUUCCAGGCCAUUUAAAAAGACACAUUAUAAUUAAAAAAGUGAGAGUCCCUUCUUUCCACAUGUCCAUCUUGGACGUGCCUCAGAUCCUAAAGAAAUUUGGAUUUGGCAACCAAACCUGAAGCAUGACCUUUUUAAUAAGUAUAAUGUAGCAUUGGUGCCUCUGUCAUGUAAAUAUAAAAUUAAUAAACUAUUGCUUUUAUAUGAAUGAAUAAGUUAAUGGGUAUUCAGCAAAAGACCAGAAAUUAGACAAGUUACAUUUUUUCCCAUUCAUAAAUAAACUUGGCAAAUCUUU